AUGAUGCCUGAUGGUGACGAGAAGGACUCCGAUGUUAGAAUGUGGUCUCCUGAUACAGAUCGAGCAGAACUGAGGCUUGACAGGAAAAGCACCAUUGAAGAACUGCAAGACAAACUGCAGUUUGCAUUAACAGAAUUGGAUGAGACCAAAGGAGCCCUGGAUGCAGCCCAGAAACGAGUGAGCGAAUUGGAAUCCAAUGCGCCAGAGCCAAAGUCGGUGGAUGUGAGAAUAGAACUCGCAAAAUCCAUUUUGGCUUUUCUCCUUGUCCUAGCUGCUGAGAUUACAUAUUUUGUGAUGAUGCUACAAGAAAGUGCGCUUUUUGGCGAACAAGACUGUAGUGGCGUGGCGCUGGUUGCCAGAAGGAGCUGUGAAGUUUGUGGUUCUGGCACACUGCUCAUGCCCGUCGGCGGGGACUAUGAAAAGAGUUGGUCCGACUUGGCGAGAAGUAUUUUCUACCUUUUCGUGCUACUAUGGUCGUUCCAGGGGGUGGGCAUUAUUUGCGAUGAAUUCAUGGCUGCGAUCGAGAAGAUCACCAGUGGCAAACGUACCAAAUGGGUCACCAAUCGAGCGGGGCAGAAGGUUAAGAUUCGUAUUACGAUCUGGAACGAGACGCUAGCGAAUCUCAGUCUGAUGCCCUGA
Durusdinium trenchii is the source of this 639-nucleotide messenger RNA. The record is from the annotation of a GenBank genome assembly. Lineage: Eukaryota; Dinophyceae; Suessiales; Symbiodiniaceae.